Molecule: messenger RNA, 1029 nt
Organism: Cordyceps militaris CM01
Lineage: Eukaryota; Fungi; Ascomycota; Sordariomycetes; Hypocreales; Cordycipitaceae
Product: Zinc finger domain-containing protein, PARP-type
Exons: 6
Coding region: 1-1029 (342 amino acids)
Molecular function (GO): DNA binding; zinc ion binding
Source: RefSeq, a predicted model, not a curated record
AUGCCGCAAUAUCGCAUCGAAAUCUCCCCCAAUAACCGUGCGGGGUGCAAGGACACGGUGUGCAAGAAGGCCGCCGUCAAGAUUACCAAGGGCGAGAUUCGAUUCGGCACCUGGGUUGAGAUUGACGACCGCGGCAGCUGGUCGUGGAAGCAUUGGGGAUGCGUGUCGGGCGAGCAGAUGCAGCGCCUGCACGACCAAUGCCGCCAGGGCAACGAUGAGUGGGACUUUGAUCAGCUCGACGGCUACGAUGAGUUGGCGGCAAACGCCGAGGUGCAGGAAAAAGUCAGUCGCUGCGUGAAGCAGGCGCACAUUGACGCCGAGGACUUCAAGGGUGAUCCUGAAAAGAACAAGCCGGGUGAGAAGGGUAUCCGUCUCACUGCCAAGGAAAAGGCUGCUCUCGAAAAGAAGGAUGAGGAGGACCCCAAACCCAAGAAGCGCGGCCGCGCCAGCACGAACAAGGGCAAAGACGCCCAGGCUGACGAGGAGGAUGAGGAGGAGCCCCCUGCCAAGAAGAACAAGGCCAAAAAGGCCAAGGCGGGCAACGACGAUGGCAAUGACGAAUCACCGGCUAAAAAGGCCAAGGCUCCUGCAAAGAAGGCCAAGGCCAAGGUUGCCGACGAGGACGACGAUGAUGCUCCCCUUACCAAGGCCAAUAUCGGUCGCGGCAGAAAGGCCAAGGUUGCCAAGGACGAGGAAGAAGAGGAAGAUACUUCUGCUAAAAAAACCAAGACUGCACCUCGUGGCAGAAAGUCCAAGCAGGUUGAGGAGGAGGCGGACGACGAAGAUGAGGCUCCUCCUGCUAAGAAGGCUACCCCUAAGAGCACCCCCAGAGCCAGACAGUCCACACAGGCCGAGGAGGAGGAGAAUGAGGAGAAUGAGGCUCCUCCUGCCAAAAAGACCAAGGCCGCUCCCAAGACUGCUACCAGGGCCAAAAAGUCCAAGCCAGUCGAGGAGGAUGAGGAUGAGGGUGCGGAGGAAGAAGAAGAGAAGCCCAAGCCCAGACGCCGCGGCCGCCCCUCCAAGGCCUAG